UUCUCUCAGGCUUUUAUUCCUCUCCAUGUUUUCCUCUGACUUUAACAUAUUUUGUUACAGCCACCGAAGGUCUUAGCGUCGUCAUGGGCCGCCGCCCCGCCCGGUGCUACCGGUAUUGUAAGAACAAGCCGUACCCAAAGUCUCGCUUCUGCCGAGGUGUCCCUGAUGCCAAGAUCCGCAUCUUUGACCUGGGGCGGAAGAAGGCAAAAGUGGAUGAAUUCCCACUUUGUGGCCACAUGGUGUCAGAUGAAUAUGAGCAGCUCUCCUCUGAAGCCCUGGAAGCUGCCCGUAUUUGUGCCAACAAAUACAUGGUAAAAAGUUGCGGCAAAGAUGGCUUUCAUAUUCGCGUGCGACUCCACCCUUUCCAUGUCAUCCGCAUCAACAAGAUGUUGUCCUGUGCUGGGGCUGACAGGCUCCAGACAGGUAUGCGGGGUGCUUUUGGGAAGCCUCAGGGCACAGUGGCCAGGGUUCAUAUUGGCCAGGUCAUCAUGUCCAUUCGCACCAAGCUGCAGAACAAAGAGCAUGUGAUUGAGGCCCUGCGCAGAGCCAAGUUCAAGUUUCCUGGCCGCCAGAAGAUACACAUCUCAAAGAAGUGGGGCUUCACCAAGUUCAAUGCAGAUGAAUUUGAAGAUAUGGUAGCUGAGAAGCGGCUCAUCCCUGAUGGCUGUGGGGUCAAGUACAUCCCCAAUCGUGGUCCCCUGGACAAGUGGCGAGCUCUGCACUCAUGAGCUUCCAGUGCUCAACCUUAUCAAUCAUGUUCACUCAAUAAAUCUCACAAUACUA
Messenger RNA from Jaculus jaculus (lesser Egyptian jerboa), 783 nucleotides. RefSeq names its product ribosomal protein L10 (gene Rpl10). The record is from RefSeq and is a predicted model, not a curated record. Bases 84 to 728 code for a protein of 214 amino acids. Gene Ontology annotation, molecular function: structural constituent of ribosome. Gene Ontology annotation, cellular component: cytosolic large ribosomal subunit; ribosome. The transcript has 6 exons. NCBI's taxonomy places the organism in Eukaryota, Metazoa, Chordata, Mammalia, Rodentia, Dipodidae. Gene Ontology annotation, biological process: translation; ribosomal large subunit assembly.